UCAAAUACCAAACACCAAGUUUAUUAUGGAUUAACAUAAUGCACUUGAAACUAAAAACUCCCACACACUCUUCUCCUACCUUGUCCAAUCUCCACCUUUCUAUGCCUCUCUCUCUUUCCUUGAGCUUCAAAAGCAGAGACUCAGAGUUUGAACUCAAAUAUGGGAACUGAUGAUUUUUCAUUUCCAAAGUUGCUUCUUGCAUACCUCAUAUGCUCCACUUCAUUUUUGUUCUUUGCAACUUUUGGACAGUCAGCCACAGCCACAGCCAAGCUUCACAGUCAGGAAGUGAAUGCAUUGAAGGAGAUAGGGAAAAAGCUGGGGAAGAAAGACUGGGAUUUUAGGAAAGAUCCAUGUACAGGAGAAGGGAAUUGGAAUGGGUCGAUUGAAGGGAGGAGGAAAGGCUUUGAGAGCUCUGUCACAUGUGACUGCACCUUCAACCACAAUUCCUCUUGCCACGUCAUCAGCAUAGCUCUAAAGGCCCAGAAUCUAUCAGGUACUGUGCCACCAGAAUUUUCUAAGCUUCAGCACCUGAAAGACUUAGACCUGAGUCGAAAUUACCUCAAUGGUUCUAUACCUUCCCAAUGGGGUACUAUGCGCUUGGUUACGCUCUCCCUUAUGGGGAACAGAUUGUCAGGUCCAUUUCCAAAAGUUCUCACCAAUAUCACCACUCUCAGAAACUUGAGCAUUGAAGGAAACCACUUUUCGGGACCCAUUCCACCAGAAAUUGGGAAGUUGAUAAAGUUAGAAAAGCUCGUUGUAUCUUCAAAUGCCUUCACUGGAGAAUUGCCAUUAGCACUAGCAAAGUUGACCAACUUGUCUGAUAUGAGGAUUUGUGACAAUAACUUCUCUGGAAAGAUACCUGAUUUCAUCGGAAAUUGGACACAGAUUUCAAAAUUGCUUAUCCAGGGUAGCUCUCUUGAGGGGCCUAUACCGUCUAGCAUAUCAGGCUUAACUAGUUUAACUGAUCUGAGGAUAACCGACUUGAGAGGUACAGAGUCUCCUUUCCCACCAUUGAGAAAUUUGGAAUCCUUGAAAAAACUGAUACUGAGGAAUUGCUUGAUAUACGGAGUGAUCCCAGCUUAUAUUGGGGAUAUGAAAAGAUUGAAAAACCUAGACCUCAGCUACAAUGAGCUGACCGGUGAAAUACCUGCAUCUUUUGUCCAACUAGCAAAAGUUGACUUCACGUAUUUGACAGGAAACCAGCUUACUGGAACUGUACCUGGAUGGGUCCCAGGAAGAAACAAUAUUGUGGAUUUAUCGUACAACAACUUCACUUGGGAAAGCUCAAGUCCUAAUGAAUGUCCUAGAGGGAGUGUAAACUUAGUAGAGAGUUACUCCUCAUCGGCUGAUAAAUUAAGUAGAAUCCAACCAUGCCUGGAAAGAAAUUUUCCAUGUCAUGUUUCGAAAAAUCAACGUAAAUAUUCCUUGCAUAUCAACUGUGGUGGAAAGGAAGUAAAUAUUGGUGGCAACAGGUAUGAAGCUGAUAGAGAACAAAGAGGUGCUUCCAUGUAUUACAUGGGUCAGAACUGGGCUCUCAGCAGCACAGGGAACUUCAUGGACAAUGAUAUUGAUUCAGAUAUCUACAUUGAAACCAACAAGUCUGCACUUUCAAAAAAUGUCUCUUUGCUCGAUUCAGAACUGUACACAACCGCACGUGGAUCUCCCAUCUCUCUCACAUACUAUGGACUCUGUCUCAUAAAUGGAGACUACACUGUCAAACUCCACUUUGCUGAGAUUGUUUUUACUAAUGAUAGAACUUUUAACAGCCUCGGGAAGCGUAUAUUUGAUGUCUACAUCCAGGAUAAGCUGGUGCUGAAAGAUUUCAACAUAGAAAGUGAAGCUGGCGGUGCUGGCAAGCCCAUUGUAAAGAAUUUCACUGCAGUUGUUUCAAGUCAUACAUUAAAGAUCCAUUUUUACUGGGCUGGAAAAGGGACAACAGGCAUCCCUAACAGAGGAUUUUAUGGCCCUCUCAUAUCUGCUAUAUCAGUAGAUCCUAACUUUGAACCUCCCUCAGUUGAGCGCAACAAGAAUCACGUUGUUAUAGCAGUUGGGACAGUGGCUGCAGCACUACUUCUUCUGCUUCUGAUCUUAGGCAUCUUGAGGAGAAAGGGUUGUUUGGGAGGAAAUAUCUCUGCAGAUAAAGAGCUCAGAGAUUUAGAUCUUCAAACAGGAUUAUAUACUUUAAGACAGAUAAAGGCUGCAACGAAAAACUUUGAUGCAGCAAACAAACUCGGGGAGGGCGGCUUUGGUUCAGUCUACAAGGGUCUGUUAUCAGAUGGCACAGUAAUUGCAGUGAAGCAGCUCUCUUCAAAAUCAAAGCAAGGAAAUCGGGAAUUCGUGAAUGAAAUAGGCAUGAUUUCUGCCCUGCAACAUCCGAACCUUGUGAAGCUGUAUGGAUGUUGUGUUGAAGGGAACCAGAUGCUUUUAAUUUAUGAGUACAUGGAAAAUAACUGCGUAUCACGUGCUCUUUUUGGUGAGAAUGGAAGCGACCCCGCUUGCAGAUUGAAACUGGGCUGGGCUACCAGGAAGAAGAUUUGCAUAGGUAUUGCCAGAGGUUUGGCCUAUCUCCAUGAAGAGUCGAUACUAAAGAUAGUGCAUCGCGAUAUCAAGACAAGCAAUGUGCUGCUUGACAAGGACUUUAAUGCUAAAAUUUCUGAUUUUGGCUUGGCAAAGCUUAAUGAAGAUGACAACACCCACAUCAGCACGCGGAUUGCUGGAACUGUUGGUUAUAUGGCUCCGGAGUAUGCAAUGCGUGGUUACUUAACCGACAAAGCAGAUGUUUAUAGCUUUGGAGUCGUCGCAUUGGAAAUCGUUAGCGGAAAGAGCAACACAAACUACAGGCCAAAGGAGGAGUUUGUCUACCUUCUUGACUGGGCUUAUGUGUUGCAAGAGAGAGGGAGUCUAUUGGAGUUGGUUGAUCCAGCCUUGGGUUCAGAAUAUUCAUCAGAGGAGACAAUGCUGAUGCUAAAUGUUGCUCUCAUGUGCACCAAUGCAUCUCCCACUCUUAGGCCUACAAUGCCCCAAGUAGUGAGCAUGCUUGAAGGCAGAACAGCAGUUCAAGACCUACUUUCUGAUCCCGGCUUUUCGGCCAUCAAUUCCAAAGUCAGGGCCAUUAGAAAUCACUUCUGGCAAAAUCCAAGUUGUACACAAAGCAUGUCAACCAACGGUCCAAGAACUGAUACCUCUGGUAAUUCAUACAUUGAAACAGAAGAGAGUGGCCGUCUUUAAAGAGUUAGUUCUGUAACUUCAGUUAAAUCUGAAGAGUAAACUGUACAUCAGAAUGGCAAGUAUUGUAUAUAGGUUCUGGAUGUGCCAUAUAUAGCAGUUUUUGGCCUCCAACCGUAUAAAUAUAUAGUCGAAAUAUAAGCCUACAUAUUCCAUUUUUA
Messenger RNA from Prunus mume (Japanese apricot), 3386 nucleotides. Lineage: Eukaryota; Viridiplantae; Streptophyta; Magnoliopsida; Rosales; Rosaceae. The record is from RefSeq and is a predicted model, not a curated record.